Messenger RNA from Osmerus eperlanus (European smelt), 5323 nucleotides. RefSeq names its product par-6 partitioning defective 6 homolog beta (C. elegans) (gene pard6b). Gene Ontology annotation, cellular component: apical plasma membrane; cell cortex; nucleus. Gene Ontology annotation, molecular function: protein binding. The transcript is spliced from 3 exons. Gene Ontology annotation, biological process: regulation of cellular localization; centrosome cycle; establishment or maintenance of cell polarity. The record is from RefSeq and is a predicted model, not a curated record. Lineage: Eukaryota; Metazoa; Chordata; Actinopteri; Osmeriformes; Osmeridae. The coding region runs from base 347 to 1522 and encodes 391 amino acids.
CACGAGCGGGAGCGUGCGUGUGGGAACGAGGACGAGGCCGGUCAGGAGCAGUUUCCUGGGUGCGUAAGGCGUCACCGCGACGGGCAGGUCAGCCCGUUGAAGGGGGAGAGCCGCUACUGGCGAUGUGACGAGAACAAGAUAAGUUUACCGAAGUCUGGCUGGCGCUGUCGCAUUCAUCGGGCAGGACGACGAGAAGCAGAACACCGCCGUGCCUCACGAGAACAUCCAGACAACUGGAUUAACUGUCGGUAUCAUUUUGGAUAAAGGGGAGCUCGAGGCGGACCGGAGGGCAGCCCCGGAGAGGGCAAGUGUGUGCUGUGGCGCGGCGGGGUCCUGCUAGCGAAAGAUGAACAAAAAUCACCGAGUACCGAGCAACCGAAGUCUGAGCGCCGUGGAGGUGAAGAGUAAGUUCGGAGCCGAGUUCCGCCGGUUCUCCCUGGACCGGUCGAAGCCGGGCCGGUUCGAUGAGUUCUACGGCCUGCUGCAGCAUGUCCAUCGUAUCCCCAACGCAGAGCUGCUGGUGGGCUACGCAGAUGUGCACGGAGACCUGCUGCCCAUCAACAAUGACGACAACUACCACAAGGCCAUCUCCACCGCCACGCCACUGCUCAGGCUGUUCCUGCAGAGGAAAGAAGAGGCAGACUACUCGGCCUUCGGUACUGACUCCCUGACCAGGAAGCGUACGGUCCUCUCCACGGUGCUCCUGCGUCCGGACGCGGGCAGGAAGAAGCCUCCAGUCAUCAUCAGCCUCCCGCGAGACUUCCGUCCCGUCUCCUCCAUCAUCGACGUGGACAUCCUCCCCGAGAGCCACCGGCGUGUGCGGCUCUACAAGCACGGGCAGGAGAAGCCGCUGGGCUUCUACAUCCGGGACGGCUCCAGUGUGCGCGUCACGGCCCAGGGCCUGGAGAAGGUGCCGGGGAUCUUCAUCUCCAGGAUGGUGCCGGGGGGGCUAGCGGAGAGCACGGGGCUGCUGGCCGUGAACGACGAGGUGCUGGAGGUGAACGGCAUCGAGGUGGCGGGAAAGUCUCUGGACCAGGUGACCGACAUGAUGAUCGCCAACAGCCACAACCUCAUCGUCACGGUGAAGCCGGCCAACCAGCGCAACAACGUGGUACGAGGAGGGGGCGGGGCGUCCGGGAGCUCGGGGCGUUCCUCCGACAGCGGGGCGAGUUACUACGGUUACUCGGGCGGCGCCGCGGUGACGACGCCCACGCACAUCAUUCAGAACUUCGAGGAGGAGGAUCUGGACAGCGAGGAGGACGAGGAGGACCUGGUGAUCGAGGCCGGGGCAGAGGCCACCCUCAUCCUCGGGGCUGUGUCCACCAGCUCCAGCAUGCGCUCGCUCCCCCGCUACGAGCCACACCUUAACCUCCGCACUGGCCCCGCCCCCUUCGCUGGCCCCGCCCCUGCAAAGUCCAACGGAAGCCUGGGGGCCAAUGGCAGCACGGGGUCUCUCAGCCCUCUCGACAGGGGCCCUGAGGGGCGGAGCCUGGAGGAGGACGGAACUGUCAUAACACUGUAGAGACACACACACUAUACCACACACACUAUACCACACACACUAUCACACACACACACACCUUGAAAGAACACACUGGUAUCCAGUACGUACGUCCAUGGAGGGGUGGACUGGAUCUGUACCCUUGUGAAGCUGCACCUGAGAAGCACUACAUCCUGCUUGCUUUUAGACAGACAGACAGACAGACAUGCCAACGACCCUGCAUGUGUGCCAUAGCAACAACAAGCCGCUCCCACACUGUGACAGACAGUCAGGUUGAUGAUAGGUGCGUUCGACAUGGACUGCGGCUGCAUGAAACGACCGGCGAGAGUAGCCGCUUGCAGUCGGGGAGGAGUUGAAAACGGCUCUGUAAAGUCGGACAUUCCAGCUUCUCGUGGUUUGCUGCGUUGACGUCAGUCAUGGCCGAUCAAGCGCUGUUUGCUUACUUUACUUUAUUUAUAAUUAAACUUAGUCUUUCCGUUAGUGAAGAGGCGGACUAAAACCUUUUCUUCAACACAUUUUUAAUUCAAUUAAACUGUUUGGUCCGGAUUUGAGCGUUGGCGAAACUGAAGGUGUCAGAAAAAUUACAAAACACGCGUCAAAGUUGUCGUGUGUGAGUCUGGCCAAUCAUGAAAUAGCUGUGUCGUCAUUUGAACCCGUGCAGUUGCUCUUGAGAAAAUGCGCUCGGCUACACAGCCGGCAGUUCUCGAAUCGAUCUCACGGUACUUUGAUGGCUACGUCACAGUGACCUAGCCUCGGCGCCGUCUCAAGUCGGACAAAAAGUCUAACCAGAAUUCACUGUUUCAAGUCAGCCGCCUGCAGCCGGCUGCAGCGCUGCAUGAAGUCAGGUCAUGUCGAACGCACCUGAUGUCACAGGGUGUUCGGUGGGUCUGGACGCUCUGAUUGGCUCUUCCCAAUGUCUCGGCCUGGCUGGCUGGGCGUGGCAGUCCCCUGUGCCUCCACUAGAGAGUGCUGGUGAUGAGGGGCUUCGUUAACACGUCACCUUUCAAAGAAAAAGAAAGCGUGUUUUUUAUUGAACGAGCGAGCGAAUGCACUUAUCUGGGGGAUCUGAGGUUGGACUAACCAUCUCAUCUUGCCUUGUCUCUGCGUUCAGCAAUAACCACUCCCCCUUAAGCAAUCGCGGCAUGCGAUUGGGUGAAACUUUUUAGCUUCCAAUGUGUGUGUUACCAUAGUAACUGGCAAAUUGAGCUGAGGUCUGCAAUAAUGUUUUUUUUUUUGGUCUGGCUGAAGAGAGGAAAAGAAACUGAGUAAUAAUCUGGGUUUUAGUAAUUAGACAGUUCUAUAUUACUGCUGUUCCUCCUCACUAAUCAUGUGCUUCUGUUUAGGCAGCCAUUGCUCAAGCAGCGGAACUCAAACAUAACUAAAACUAAAGUGUUUUUUGUUUCUUUCUGUGAUAUGUUUUGAUGAUUGGUUCCGUGUUGUGUCUGGGAGUGUUCUAAUUGGGUAUGCUUCACAACUGACUAUAUGACCACUAAGGAAGCGAGCACCUUUCUCCAUUCGACCAAUGGGAUGUUGUCAGUUGUGUAUCCAGGAAGUAACUAGCCAGUAGCUGUCUCCCCUCCUGAGGACAGUGGAACCUGUCGCAGAACUAGAACCUCAAGUAGAAUGUACUUCCUGUGGCUGCAAGAAGUGGGUUCCUAGUUUGACCACAGCGGCUGUGUUCUCUAGAAGAUUCCUCCUCUCCUCUGACAAAAGCAUGAUUGUAAAAUGGGAUUUCCUGAUUUGUCUGGACCAUGACUCAUCUCUCACUCUUCUCAGUACUGUAUAUGCAUCAUGACUCUCUCUCUCUCUCUCUCUCUCUCUCUCUCUCUCUCUCUCUCUCUCUCUCUCUCUCUCUCUCUCUCUCUCUCUCUCUCUCUCUCUCUCUCUCUCUCUCUCUCUCUCUCUCUCUCUCUCUCUCUCUCUCUCUCUCUCUCUCUCUCUCUCUCUCUCUCUCUCUCUCUCUCUCUCUCUCUCUCUCCUCAUGGUCCCUGUCUCUGAGUCCACUUGGAUGUGUCCAGUAGAGGUUCACGUAUGAAGAGUGACUCAGUCACCACACAGGACAUACAGGAUGUAGUAGCACCUGUUCUCCUGUACACUCCGAAUCCUUUAUCAGUCUCACUUAGCGGAGCACACACACAGACACCUGCAGGCAGCGGCAAAACACACACAUCCCACACACACAUACCCCACACACACACACACACCCCAGCACACACAUACCCCACACACCCCCCCGCCCCCCACACACACACACACACACACCCCACACACACAUACCCCACACACACACACACACCCCACACACACAUACCCCACACACCCCCCCCCCCCCCCCCCCCACACACACACACACACCCCACACACACACACCAGGGACGUGGGCAGGAAAGGGAGUUGGAAUGUAGUUCUGGUAUGAAACCAUCCCUCUUUGUUUCCACUCAUUAAGACGUUGGAAAUUAUCUGGGAUCUGACAAGCAAAGCGUGCACCGCCUGGUACAGUGUGAAAGGGCUUUGUUCUUUAGAAAGUUUAAGUUGUCAUCUCCACACCCAGGUAAAUACCUGUGCUGUGUUCUCCUCAGGUGUGUAGGGCCUGGUUGAUAUGGGACACACACACACACACAGGCACACAGAAACUUGUGAGGGUGUGUUUGGGGAGGGUGGGGCCUGUCUACCUGAUGUAUGACUAGGUGUGUAUGUGUGUACACACCUGACUGUACUUGAGUGAAUACAACUCCCACCAAACUGUACAGUAGAGCUAUUCCUGGACUACAAUUCUCAUCAGCUGUACUGUGUGGGCUGUAAGCACUGCAGACCCCCCCCUGUGGAGAGGGAGCGGAUGUUGCAAUGCAUUGUUGUUAAUGAAGUCUUCUGCCCUCUGAAAUAACCUAUAGGGAACAAUUACCUCACACACCUUCCUCUCUCUAACAUCUCUUCAUCCAGCUCCCCAUCUAUCACUCCCUCCCUUCAUCCAUCAAUUCAUCCCUUCAUCUCAGUCGAUAGGAUCACCAGGGGAGAACACUACACUCACACACACACACACACACACACACACACACACACACACACACACACACACACACACACACACUACACUCACACACACAAACACAAACACAAACACACACACUCACACACACUCUCACACACACACACACACAGUACUCAGAUGAUGUUAUGGUUACACUGGGUGUUGUAGUGAGGCUGUCUUGUGUGUCUCGUUCUAAACACGUAACUUUCAUGACGAGUGGCAUUUGAACGAAAGAUUUUAGCGAUUACUGUUAAUUUAUUUUGUUUUUAACCACACAGGACAAGGGGAUUGUAACCACAACAAAAUUAUUUAUUUUCUAAUCAACAUAUUACUUUAUUUGCCUAGUACACAUUUUAUGAAUUUAUUUGAUAUAUAAAUGAUCCAAUAUGUUAAUUCACGAUGGAAGUUCUUAUUCUGAUGUAUUCCUAAUAGAUAUUUUUACCUUUUUGAUCUGAAAGAAAUCGUUUUUUUUCGGUCUAACCUGGGCUGCUGGUUAUACACGUCGCCAUGACAUUUCCAUACUGUGAACAAUUUCCGGCUUGUUUAGAGUUUAGAGAACCCGAACUAAUGUCUGAACAUUUUGCUUUGGGUCCGAUUUGUGUUUUUUUCUUUUUGUACGAAUGAGCAAUGAUUUUUGCUUGCCAGAAUAAAUCCUAAAGUAUAGAUUUGUACUGAAAAUUGUCAGUAUUUUCUUAUUGAAGCUACACAAUGUACAUUUUUAUCACAUUUAAUAAAGAUUCAUGAUAGUUGAUUCCAUGAGCUGGAGAAAAUAAACUAACAUGUAGCAAUCCCUA